Molecule: messenger RNA, 684 nt
Organism: Lepidothrix coronata (blue-crowned manakin)
Lineage: Eukaryota; Metazoa; Chordata; Aves; Passeriformes; Pipridae
Gene: RNF32
Product: ring finger protein 32
Source: RefSeq, a predicted model, not a curated record
AUGGAACAUCAUGAUUUUUUUUUAGGGCUGCUCCUCCAAAAGAAAGAUGAUAAAGUUUCUGCAGUUUGUCUGCAGGAUCAUAUAAUACACACUCAUCAGCUCCAGGAUUUUUCAUUAGCAGAACAUUUUAAGUCAAGGAUAAGGGAUACCAAGAACAUUUACAAAGCUGUGAACAAAGAAAUGGACAGAAGAAUAAUAGAUACUGGACUAAGAAAAAAGAGCACUCACCACAAAACCAAGGAAGAUGCAGAAAAGGAGUAUGUUCUUGAUCCCAGUACUCCACAGCUAAAGUUAGAAUGCUUUAUAGUCAGGUUUGGUUCUUGGGGUUAUUUUUCUCCUUUGAAAAAACAGGUGCUGCAUUCAUGUUCCCAUGUACUCCAUAAAGCAUGCCUGAAAACCUUUGGAAAAUUUACAGGCAAAAAUUGUCCUAUGUGUAGAAAAGAGCAGUAUCAGACCAGAGUGAUACAUGAUGUGGCAUGUUUGUGGCAAGUGUGCUAUUAGGUAAGCCUUACUUCGGCUACCCAUGGAUAUAUUGUUAGAAAAACGUAGAAAGACUUGAGAGAAACAGUGCCUCCUAAGGAUAGUAAAUUAAGAAAGCAAUUAUUUGAGAAAAAGUUAUGUUGCAUUAGCUUCUUUGGUCUGCUUCUUUUGUGUGAUUCACCUUCCUUAAAUCAGAACUCCUAA